AUGGAGUUUGCCAUGAUAGGUGCAGAUAAUGGGUGCAAAACUCGACUGCCUUACGGGUAUGCUCGCGCACGAGAAAGGGAGCACGAAAGGGAGAGACAGGUACAGCAGGCAACAGCCGCUGCUGAAGGUGCAGCAAGUGGAGAGGGAGGGGAGUCCUCUGGCCAUCUCCUUAACAACCACCAGCAGCAUCAGUCUCGCACCGCCUCCUCAUCAAAUGCCAACAACAGUAGCGGCAGUACCGCCUUGCGCCCCUCCUCCUCGCAACAGCAACACAGCAGCACCACCAUGAGUCUGAGCAGCAGGUUCUCAGAGAAAGGAAAAAGCAACGCGGCGUAGGACGUUGGAGAAGGAGUCGCCAGACUCUCGGUGGGGAUUUGCGCCACUCGGAGUUGGCGCUACUUGGAUCUGAGGAGGAUAUGAUAGAGGAGGACGAGGCGGAAGGCGGAGAAGAGGAGGACGGGGGAAGCAAGAGUUCCAGUUUUCUCUGUAAUAUGGAUGAUGAAGAGACUGUCUCACUCACAGAUAGACGUCCCCAAUCAGGAUACGAAAAUGUUUACAGUGAGUAUGGGUGCUGCGAAAGAGUUGUUAUUAAUGUGUCCGGGCUAAAGUUUGAAACUCAACUUAAGACUCUCACGCAGUUUCCUGACACUCUUUUGGGAGACCCGGACAAACGAAUCAGGUACUUCGACCCUCUAAGGAACGAAUAUUUUUUUGACAGGAACCGACCAAGCUUCGACGCCAUUCUUUAUUAUUACCAGUCAGGGGGGCGAUUGAAGAGACCCCAAAAUGUACCUUUUGACAUCUUCUCUGAGGAGGUGAAAUUCUAUGAACUCGGGGAGGAGGCAAUGCUGAAGUUUCGGGAGGAUGAGGGUUUUGUCAAAGAGGAAGAGAAACCCUUACCAGAGGACGAGUUCAAACGCCAAGUUUGGCUUCUUUUUGAAUACCCAGAGAGCUCACAACCUGCGAGAGGGAUUGCAGUCGUAUCCGUUUUAGUCAUCGUUAUAUCAAUAGUCAUUUUCUGUAUGGAAACGUUGCCAGAGUUCAGGGACGAAAAAGAAUACCUUAAACCACGAGACAAUUCGACAGAACCCCAUGGACAGACUCCUUUUAACGACCCAUUUUUCAUUGUGGAGACGGUAUGCAUAAUUUGGUUUUCAUUUGAGAUUAUAGUGCGCUUCUUUGCAAGUCCAAGUAAAACUGAUUUCUUUAAAAACAUUAUGAAUACUAUAGACAUUGUAUCCAUUUUGCCUUAUUUCAUCACGCUCGGCACAGAUCUUGCUCAACAGCAAGGCAAAGGGGACCAGGCAAUGAGUUUUGCAAUUUUGAGAAUAAUCCGCCUUGUCAGAGUCUUUCGCAUAUUUAAACUCUCCAGGCACUCCAAAGGACUGCAGAUCCUCGGACAUACCCUCCGCGCCAGUAUGAGGGAACUAGCGCUUCUGAUUUUCUUCCUCGUUAUUGGUGUCAUUUUGUUCUCAAGUGCAGUGUACUUCGCUGAGGCAGACGAACCCGCGUCUCAAUUCACAAGUAUUCCGGACGCUUUUUGGUGGGCUGUCGUCACUAUGACCACGGUCGGAUAUGGAGACAUGAAACCAAUAACUGUCGGUGGCAAGAUAGUGGGCUCGCUCUGUGCCAUAGCGGGUGUGUUAACCAUAGCUCUUCCAGUGCCCGUCAUUGUAUCCAACUUCAAUUACUUCUACCACAGGGAGACUGAUAAUGAAGCAGACUCGCCACCGGUUGUUGAAACCCCACCACCUGCCUGCCCCUAUUUCCCCAACUUUCUAAAAAAAUUCAAAGGGUCCCCCUCAGGCUCUUCGCUGGGUGAUAAAGCGGAGUACAUGGAGAUGGAAGAGGGGGUAACGGAGUCGCUGUGUGGGGUGGACAAAAGCCCGAGUAAAGGAAAUGGGACAAACAUUGGCAGGAAAAACAGUACAAGUUCAAAGUCACAACAGACUGACGUGUGAUGACAAAAAAAUGAUUAUUCUCGUGAAGAAAGAUAUGCUGUCAAAUCACACACACAUAGGUGGUCAGACUCACACAAGUGCGUACUUGCGCGCAUACACGCACACACACAGACAGACGCACACACAUACUUUAUAUUUAGCUAGAUCUUGGGAAGCUCAAAUAUGGUGUUUUAUUUUGCCAUGUGGACUGCUUAGAGGAAUAUAAGCAUCGGAAAAUUAGACGACCCAAAUCAAAAGCUUUGUAACUAUUAUGACCGAUGAUAUCAGAUAUAGGCUACCUAUCUGGGCCUCGUAAACCUACAAAUGAAAUCGAAAAUAUUGAAGAGACAUGCUAAUGCAUACGCACUUUAUGAGUUUCAUUUGUCAAUAAUGGAAGGGGAGAUAUAG
Coregonus sp. 'balchen' is the source of this 2348-nucleotide messenger RNA. NCBI's taxonomy places the organism in Eukaryota, Metazoa, Chordata, Actinopteri, Salmoniformes, Salmonidae. The record is from the annotation of a GenBank genome assembly.